This is a messenger RNA of Labrus bergylta (ballan wrasse), 3447 nucleotides long. RefSeq names its product thrombospondin 4a (gene thbs4a). Gene Ontology annotation, biological process: cell adhesion. NCBI's taxonomy places the organism in Eukaryota, Metazoa, Chordata, Actinopteri, Labriformes, Labridae. Gene Ontology annotation, molecular function: calcium ion binding. Gene Ontology annotation, cellular component: extracellular region. The record is from RefSeq and is a predicted model, not a curated record.
UAAAGGACCCUCCCCUUUGCUUUAAAAGCCACGGCCACAAAAUCAUCUCACCUCUGCUGAGGUUUUGCUUCAACAUCUGGAUUUUUUCAUUAUUCCAUGGAAAGUUUAUAAACGAAUUACUAAUCUGUGACAUAGUGGGUAUAAAGGACGCUCAGUUCUUUCUUCAAGAAUCCAGCUACAACCCCAAGGUGUAUCCUGUACUGAAGCGCUGGUGAUGGAUGUGUGGGCCAGAGCAGUGGCUCUGUCUCUGCUGUUGCAGCAGCUGGUGCUCACUGUCACAGCUCAAGGCAUCGUCUACGACCUGCUGGUGUCUCCGGACUGCCUGCCUGACUUACUCCAAGGAAGCCUGAAAAACAAAGGGCGAGAUGAGGCUUUCCUCCUCUCUUCCUUCAGGCUCCAAAACAAAGCCCCCACCUCUCUCUUCAGCGUCAUCAACCCCCAAGACAACACCAAGUACCUGGAACUGAGCGUGCAGGCCAAACUGAGCAAGGUGAUCCUUCGUUACCAGAAGACUGAUGGCCGAUUUGGCACAACCAGUUUCAACCACCCCUCCCUGGCAGACGGCCAGGAUCACCAUGUGAUGCUGCAUGCAAGCGGCCUACAGCACGGCACGCCUCGCCUCCACAUUUAUAUUGACUGCAGACUGACCCACACUUUGGAUGAUCUGCCCGCUGUGUUUGGGUCAAUACCACCUGGCUCAAAUAAGGUGGCUCUCUGGACCCUGCAGACGAGUGGACAGGAUGAACUGACAGACCUGAAGUUGGUCAUAGAGGACACCAUAGACAAUGUGGCCACUCUGCAAGACUGCUCCAUGGAGCACACUCAAUCUCGGACUUCUGCAAGGGAGGCGUUGCAGCUGCUGGGUAUCCAGGGGGGGCAGGUGUUACAGGACCAGACCACCAUGCAGGAGCUGAAGAGCAUGUUAGCUGAGAUGAAGCAGCUGCUCAACCAGCAGAUUAAGGAGACAAAUUUUCUGAGGAAUACCAUCACAGAAUGUCUUCCAUGUGGUCUCAGGGGCAAUCCGACUAACACAGGCCCAGCUCCGACUCCUGGGCAGUUUGUCAUGCAGCCUCAGCCUCUGACUCAGUGCCCGCUUGGGACCUGUUUCAAACAGAACAUGUGCAUCCCCACGGACUCGGGGGGGUUCCAGUGUGCCCCCUGUCCAGAUGGAUACACAGGAGAUGGGGUGCACUGUGAUGAUGUAGAUGAGUGUCAGUUUGGCCCGUGUUUCCCAGGUGUGAAGUGUGUGAACACUGCUCCUGGCUUCCGCUGUGGUCAAUGUCCUCUAGGAUACACCGGACCAGAGAUAAAUGGAGUGGGAGUAGCUUAUGCCAAGACAAACAAACAGGUGUGUGAGGAUAUCGAUGAAUGUCUGGGCCCACCGGACAAUGGAGGCUGCACUGCCAACUCACACUGCCACAACACGAUGGGUUCCUUCCGCUGCGGAGACUGUAGAACUGGCUUUACAGGCGACCAGGUGAGCGGCUGCCGAGGUACCAGGCUGUGCCCGAAUGGUCUACCUAACCCCUGCGACGCCAACGCCGAGUGUGUGGUAGAGAGAGACGGCAGCAUUAGCUGCAUGUGUGGCGUUGGUUGGGCAGGUAAUGGCUAUGUUUGUGGAAAGGACACAGAUAUUGACGCAUAUCCAGACAGUAAGCUCGCGUGCAGAGACAACAACUGUAAGGAGGAUAAUUGUGUGUUUGUUCCGAACUCUGGCCAAGAGGAUGCAGACAGGGAUGGGAUGGGUGAUGCCUGCGAUGAUGACGCAGACAGUGAUGGCAUUAUUAACAUAGAUGACAACUGCUGGCUCGUCCCUAACGUGGACCAAAAGAACAGCGAUAAAGAUCUCCAUGGCGAUGCCUGUGACAACUGCAUAACCCUUGAUAAUCCCUAUCAGAGGGACACUGAUAAGGAUGGGCUGGGAGAUGAGUGUGAUGAUGACAUGGACGGAGAUGGUUUGAAGAAUAUUCUUGAUAACUGCCAGCGAGUUCCCAACGUGGACCAGAAGGACAGAGACAAGGAUGGGGUGGGAGACGCCUGUGACAGCUGUCCUGAUAUGAUUAAUCCUAACCAGUCUGACUCAGAUGACGAUCUCGUAGGAGAUACCUGUGAUGACAACAUAGACAGUGACGGUGACGGCCACCAGAACACAAAGGACAACUGUCCCACUGUUAUCAACUCUUCUCAGCUGGACACGGACAAGGAUGGGAUGGGAGAUGACUGUGACGAUGAUGACGAUAAUGAUGGCAUACUGGAUGAAGUUGAUAACUGCAGAUUAGUUCCAAACCCAGACCAGAGGGACUCAGAUAAUAACAACGUCGGAGACGCAUGUGAAGGAGACUUUGACAAAGACGACGUCAUCGACAUAAUCGACCACUGCCCAGAGAACGCCGAGGUCACCCUGACGGACUUCAGAGCCUAUCAGACCGUGGUGCUGGAUCCAGAGGGGGACUCUCAGAUUGACCCCAACUGGGUGGUCCUCAAUCAGGGUAUGGAGAUAGUUCAGACCAUGAACUCUGAUCCCGGCCUCGCAGUAGGUUACACAGCGUUCAGUGGAGUUGACUUUGAGGGGACCUUCCAUGUAAACACAGUGACUGAUGAUGACUACGCUGGCUUCAUCUUCGGCUACCAGGACUCCUCGUCCUUCUACGUGGUGAUGUGGAAACAGACGGAACAGACUUACUGGCAGGCGGCGCCCUUCAGAGCAGUGGCUGAUCCAGGAAUACAGCUUAAGGCUGUGAAGUCUAAGACGGGUCCCGGAGAAUAUCUGAGGAACUCCCUCUGGCACACAGGAGACACCCAAGACCAGGUCCGUCUCCUGUGGAGGGACCCGAGGAAUGUGGGCUGGAAGGACAAGGUAUCCUACCGCUGGUUCCUCCAGCACAGACCACAGGUCGGAUAUAUCAGGGCUCGCUUCUUUGAGGGCUCAGACCUGGUGGCCGACACAGGGGCGAUUAUUGACACCAGUAUGAGAGGAGGGAGACUGGGUGUGUUCUGCUUCUCACAGGAGAAUAUAAUCUGGUCCAAUCUGAAGUACAGAUGCAACGACACUAUUCCUUUUGACUAUGAAGAUCUCAGCGCCCAAAACACAGAGUGAAGAAGAGAGAGAUCUAUCAAAAACGUGGGGGAGAAAAGCUGAGAACAAAGAGGAAGAGGACAGAAGUUAGACACAGAAAGAUGAAUGUGAGGGAGCAUGAAGGAAAGUCGUUAGUGAUGGUAUUUUAACUGUCAUUCGAGUGAAAGGAUCUCAAAAGAACAUAACUUUGGGCAUUUUAUACUUUUACUUUCAUACAUUUCUGUACCAAUCAGCAGCAGGUUCUGUGAUAGCUAUGGAAUAAUACCUGCAAUCUUUUUUAUCAACUAUAUACUGAGUACUAUUAAGGUUUGAGAGAGUUGUUUAGCAUACAAUAGUAGAUACAGUCAAAUUAAAAGCAUCUUGCAAAAACA